Messenger RNA from Trametes versicolor FP-101664 SS1, 1575 nucleotides. RefSeq names its product NAD-aldehyde dehydrogenase. Bases 1 to 1575 code for a protein of 524 amino acids. Gene Ontology annotation, cellular component: cytoplasm. Gene Ontology annotation, molecular function: aldehyde dehydrogenase (NAD+) activity. Gene Ontology annotation, biological process: aldehyde metabolic process. The record is from RefSeq and is a predicted model, not a curated record. NCBI's taxonomy places the organism in Eukaryota, Fungi, Basidiomycota, Agaricomycetes, Polyporales, Polyporaceae. The transcript has 16 exons.
AUGUCCGUAUUCACAUACACCCCGGUUGAAGAUAUACCAAAGAUCCAUGAGCGUGCGCGACAGGCGUAUCGCACAGGAAAGACGAAGUCCGUUGCCUUCAGGAAGGAGCAGAUCGCACAACUAGGCUAUCUUUUGAAGGAUAACGAGCAAAAUUUCAUCGAUGCUCUCAAACAGGACCUCGGCCGCCCUAGCCUCGAAACGAUGUUCUUCGACUUCGCGGCGGUCUACGUUGAAGUGCGCACAGCGUACGACAAUGUAGAGAAGUGGACGAAACCGCAGAAAGCGGAGUUCAGUUUCAAUUUCUUUGCCAUGAGUCCGAAGCUGCGCGCGGAGCCGAAGGGUACAAUCCUAAUCAUCGGACCCUUCAACGUCCCCGUCUUCACGAUACUCUCUCCCCUGGUCGGUGCUAUGGCCGGAGGCAACGCUGCCGUCUUGAAACCGUCCGAGCAGACACCGGCCUACAGUGCACUGCUCGCAGAGUUGUUUCCACAGUAUCUCGACAACGACCUGUACCAUGUCAUCAAUGGCGGUAUCCCCGAGACGACUCAGAUUCUGGAGCUUCAAUGGAAUCAUAGUACUGAAGGGAAUGGACGUGUAGGGUGCAUCAUUGCUCAAGCGGCUGCGAAGCACCUGACGCCGUUAACAUUGGAAGUGACUCGACGUGACAAAUUCUGCGCAGGGAAGAACCCUGUCGUAGUAGAUCCUAAGUGCGACCUCAAGGUGGCAGCUCGCCGUAUCCUGUGGGGUAGGUUCUCGAACGCAGGGCAGAUUUGUUUAGCUCCGGAGUAUGUCCUCGUGCCCGAGAGAUUCCAGGACGAACUCGUCGAAGCGAUGAAGGAGGUAUACGAAUCCUUCUACCCCGAUGGACCUGAGAAGUCCGAUUCCUAUAGUCGCAUCGUGUCUGAAGCCCAUACCGCACGCAUCAAGAGGCUGAUCGACGAAAGCGCCGGUGCUAUAGUCUUCGGGGGUGCGGCUGAUGUAUCACAGAAGUACAUAGCGCCGACGCUUGUGAAGGACGUCAAGAGCAACGACGCACUCAUGCAGGAGGAGAUUUUUGGCCCUGUGCUCCCAGUCAUCCCAGUCAAGAGUAUCGACGACGCAAUUGCGUUUAUCAACGAAAGGGACCAUCCUCUGGCGGUCUAUGUCUUUUCCGCAGACAAGGCAUUCCAGAACAAGGUUUUCGAUAACACGGAGAGUGGUGCCGCCGUGGUUAACGAAACUCUCAUUAGCUGCGGCGUUCCGGGCUUGCCCAUGGGUGGCGUCGGUGCCAGCGGAUACGGCUAUUACACCGGGAAGCACAUGUUUGACGAGUUCACUCAUCUUCGGGUGUCCAUCGAUAACCCUGGAUGGGUCGACAAAGUCGCCUUCGGUUUCAGAUACCCUCCGUACAAGCCGAACAGCUUGAAGCAGAUGCAGGCUCUCUCGCCCACGCUUCCAUCGAAGCCGGGAAAGUGCCCAAGCCACUUGGCAAGCGGGAAGAGGUGGGGUUUCUGGCUUGGCUUUGUGCUCAUUGGAGUAGCGUCGCUCGUGCUGACCGGGCCGGCCUUGAGUUUACUCAGUCAGUCGAAGGCAUAA